UUAUUUAAACAUUAAUGCCUGACCUCGACUGAUAGCAAUCCAAUUAAUCCCCCGACAUUUCGACGAUGAUUCAUCAAUCUGUUUAAUUAUAUAAAAAACAUAUGUGGAAUUUUUCUGAAGUCUCAGCUAAAAAAAUAAAUCUCCGGUGUUUCGUAAUUAUCUUCAGAGCUGAUGACAAAUCAAACAAAACAGGUCAGUUGACGGGAAAACCCGAAGACUAAAAUGGACAAAAGUAUGUUGAAGCUUGUGGGAAGAAUCGCCUCGAUAGUCCAUCGAUUUAUCGAAUUCCUAGCGCGAUGGAUAUUCCUCACAGCAGCGGAAAUCACUGGCAAACCGGAAGUUCUCCCGCCGAUAAAUAAUAACAUAAUAAUGCACAGCACUCAAGCCCUAGCCAUGAUGAUACGCCAGAGAAAACUGAAGUGUGAGGACGUGAUGAAGGCGUACAUCGAGAGGAUCGAGGCCGUUCAACCGAUCCUGAAUUUUGUGGCGGAGGACAGGUUCAAAGGAGCCCUGGAAGAGGCGAGAAGGUGCGAUGAAUUAUUGAACUCCCCGGAUGCACCGUCUGCCGCAGAUUUAGAAAAAAGCAAACCAUUUUUUGGGAUUCCCUUCACAACGAAGGAUUGCAUCGGGGUUGCCCAGAUGAAGCAAACAGCUGGAUUAUUCUUGAGGAGAAACACCCGUUGUGAUCGAGAUGCGGAGGCAAUCGCCUCGAUGAAAAAAGCUGGUGCAAUCCUCAUCGCUACGACGAAUGUUUCAGAGCUUGCGAUGUGGUGGGAAUCGAGUAAUUUGGUAUACGGAACAACAAGAAAUCCUUACAACACCUGGCACAUCGUCGGUGGUUCCUCUGGGGGCGAGGGAUGCAUUCAGGCAGCAGCUGGUGCACCUUUUGGCAUUGGCUCUGACAUCGGCGGCUCCAUCAGGAUGCCCUGUUUCUUCAAUGGAAUAUUCGGCCACAAACCGACCAAUGGAAUUGUCUCCAAUGAUGGACAGUAUCCCAAUGCCCAAACCGAUGAGCAAAAGCAUUUACUAGCGAUUGGGCCCAUGUGUCGAUUCGCCACUGAUAUGAAACCUAUUCUCAAGAUUCUGGCUGGGAAAAAUAUUGAUAAACUCAAUCUCGAUGCUAAAGUCGAUCUUUCAAAACUCAAAUUUUACUACAUGGAAGACGAUGGCGGUCAAUUCCUGGUGUCCCAGGUCUCCAAGGACAUCAGGUCUGCGAUGGCGAAAUUCAUCUACACCCUGGAGAUCGCUCACAAGGUAAAAGCCGAGAAAAUUAAGAUAAAAAAAUUCAAGAAGGGUCUUGCUUUGUGGUUUGCCAAUAUGACGUCCCCGGAGGGUAUGGACUUCGCCUGGGAGUUAUCCGAUAGAAAAGGACGCAUCAGUAUUUGGUGGGAAUUUAUUAAGUGGCUGACACGCACUGGAUCUCACACUUUUGUAGCCAUUUUUACUGCUGCUUUCGAGGGAUUGAGCAUGAGGUUCAAUGACUCCAAGAGGGUACAGCUUCUGGAUGAGAGCAAGGACCUCAGGAGAGAGCUUUCGGAUCUUCUGGGUACAGAUGGGGUAUUUCUGUAUCCAACUCAUCCCACACCAGCUCCUUUACAUCAUGAGCCUCUGGUGAAACCCUUCAAUUUUGCUUACACUGCGGUAAUAAAUGUCCUGGGAUUUCCAGCAACUGCUUGUCCUCUGGGUAUGAGCAAUGGAUUACCAGUGGGUAUUCAGGUGAUUGCUGGCCCUUAUCAGGAUCAUCUGAGCCUAGCUGUUGCCGAGGAGAUCGAACGUGCCUUCGGUGGUUGGCAAAUACCAACUGCAUGAUAAAUAGCUAUUGCUACUCAUUCCGAACUUAUCCAUGUCUUCGUGAUAAUUUAUAUCUUGCCUGUUUGUCAUUCUCAUGAUGGAUAAUAUUUUUUUUUACCAUUUAUUUUGACAAAUUUACCGAGAAUUUCUAUUUCUAAACCAUUGUUAAAGUGUUUAUAAAAUUUAUACUGUUUGUUGUGUGAAAUGUCAAUUUUUUCAUGUGAAAAUACAAUUUUUGUAUUGAUUA
Molecule: messenger RNA, 2038 nt
Organism: Fopius arisanus
Lineage: Eukaryota; Metazoa; Arthropoda; Insecta; Hymenoptera; Braconidae
Product: fatty-acid amide hydrolase 2
Exons: 5
Coding region: 223-1809 (528 amino acids)
Cellular component (GO): endomembrane system
Source: RefSeq, a predicted model, not a curated record